AGUCUAACUUGAACUAAUCCGCAGCAAUAAAAGUGUGAAGAGGAGAUGAGAGGAGCAGCACAACCUGAGCGACGGCUUCUCCCCGCAGGCGGAACAGCUGCUGUCUGAGGCUACAAACAACAAGCAUCCAUGUCUGGGCUUGAGGGUCCCGCGGGGCGCCCGGCGGUGCGGCGCCGGUUCUCCGGGCCGCUGCUGCUGCCGCCGCUGUGGAGGAGACACUCGAGUCAGGAGCGACCGCACGACCACCGGCUGCCGGCGCUGGAGCGCCUCGAGGUUCUGUUCAAGCGAGCAGUGGCCAGCCACGGGGAGCACGGCAUCGAUGUGGAGAAUGGGCUCUCGGUGGGCCAGAGCCCCCUGGACCCUCAGGCCAGUCCGGGUUCUGGACUCAUCCUGCAGGCCAACUUCCCCCACAGCCAGCGGCGCGAGUCGUUCCUCUACCGCUCCGACUCCGACUUCGACCUCUCGUCCAAAACGAUGUCCCGAAACUCGUCCACCGCCAGCGACCUGCACGGGGAAGACAUGAUCGUCACUCCGUUUGCACAGGUUCUCGCCAGUCUCCGCACCGUGAGGAGUAACUUUGCUGUUCUGACUCAUCUCCAGGAUCGAGUAGCAAAGCGUCCGCCGGGCAGCAACCAGCCCCCCAUGUGUAAGCCAUGUCUCUCAGAGGAGCCCUAUCAGAAGAUGGCGGUGGAGACGCUGGAGGAGCUGGACUGGUGUCUGGACCAGUUGGAGACGCUGCAGACGAGACACUCGGUGGGCGAGAUGGCGUCCAACAAGUUCAAGAGGAUGCUGAACCGCGAGCUGACGCAGCUCUCGGAGAUGAGCCGCUCGGGGAACCAGGUCUCCGAGUUCAUCGCCAACACCUUCCUCGAGAAACAACAAGACGUGGAGAUCCAGUCUUCUCCUUCUUCUAAGGAGAAGAAGGAGAAGAAGAAGAAGAAGAAGAAGAAGAGGCCGAUGUCGCAGAUCAUCGGGGUCAAGAAGGUCACGCAGAGUCCCGACUUAGCACCCGCCCCCAUCCCCCUCUUCGGGGUCAGCACGCCACACGAGAGCCUGCUGGCCAAGGAGGUGGAGGAACUCGACCGAUGGGGUCUGGAUAUCUUCAAGAUCGCAGAGUUCUCAGGGAACCGCCCCCUGACGGUGGUCAUGUACUCCAUCUUCCAGGACCGAGACCUCCUGAAGACCUUCAAGAUCCCGAGUGACACCUUCCUCGCCCUCAUGAUGGCGCUGGAGGACAACUACCACGCCGACGUGGCGUACCACAACAACAUCCACGCCGCCGACGUGGUGCAGUCCAUCCACGUCCUGCUGUCCACGCCCGCGCUGGAGGCCGUGUUCACAGACCUGGAGGUCAUGGCUGUCCUGUUUGCUAGUGCCAUCCACGAUGUGGACCACCCAGGAGUCACCAACCAGUUCCUGAUCAACACCAACUCUGAGCUGGCGCUGAUGUACAACGACGCCUCGGUGCUGGAGAACCACCACCUGGCCGUGGGCUUCAAGCUGCUGCAGGAGGAGAACUGUGACAUCUUCCAGAACCUCAGCAAGAAGCAGAGGGACUCCCUCCGGAAGAUGGUGAUUGACAUGGUGCUCGCCACAGAUAUGUCCAAACACAUGAACUUCCUGGCGGACAUGAAGACGAUGGUGGAGACGAAGAAGGUGACGAGUCUCGGAGUCCUGCUGCUGGACAACUACUCCGACCGCAUCCAGGUUCUGCAGAACAUGAUCCACUGCGCCGACCUGAGCAACCCGACCAAACCUCUGGAGCUCUACCGCCAGUGGACGGACCGCAUCAUGGGGGAGUUCUUCACCCAGGGGGACCGGGAGCGGGACAAGGGCAUGGACGUCAGCCCCAUGUGUGACAAGCACAACGCCUCCAUCGAGAAGAACCAGGUGGGCUUCAUCGACUACGUGGUCCACCCUCUGUGGGAGACCUGGGCCGACCUGGUGAACCCGGACGCGCAGGACAUCCUGGACACGCUGGAGGACAACAGGGAGUGGUACCAGAGCAUGAUCCCCCGCAGCCCCGAGGACCACCACCAGGUGGAGGUGAUGCCGGGGGGCGGAGCUCCGGGAGCAGGAGGGCCCGUCCCUUCAGGGGCGGACAAGUUCCAGUUUGAACUCACUCUGGAGGAAGAAGAGGAGGGCGAAGAGGAGGAGGAGGAGGCGGAGUCUGACUCGGAGAGCCCCUUAGAGGGGGAGGAGUCCCAGCAGUCGGGUGGGGAGCAGCAACCGGACUCCUCCCCUCCGGCGGCGUCCCCCGGGCUCCGCCCCUCUUCGCCCCGCCCGGCUCGGACCCUGAACCUGGCCGCCUUGACGGCGCGGAGCCCCCGCCGGACGCCGGCCUCCCCGGGGCGCGAGGGCGCCGACCGGGACCGAGACCUGAGCCAGGAGGGCGACGGGGUGGCGUGCCUACGCAUGGGCACGUAACACCCAGCACCACCUGCCACCUGACGGAGGCGGGGCUUCAUUCAUAACGUCUGUAUCACCACUACAGUCCCUUUACACUGGAGACGCCCGCUCUAUCUCUGCCUCUCUUUGGGGGCCCGAUUGACCUCUGUGACCUUUGUGACCUUUCCUGAUUUGUUGUAGCUUGAGUUUGGAACCUGAAGAACAACGGGGAGCCAAAGGGAAAGGAAACGUCUUCCUCCAGAAUCAUGACAUUCAGACAUGAGAACGAGGGCCGCUGUGGUCUCACAGGGUCUUAUUCUUAUUCAUAUUAUUAUUAUUAUUUUGCACCAUAUUUUUGAUUUAGGACAUGUAUGAUUUCUUUCUUUGAGUGACGUGAGAGAUUAAUGAAUAAUGUGUCGUACCAAAUACAAGCUGUUGUUGAGAGACAACCGAUGGACCUAAACCUCAGGGCAUGAAGACAUAAAUCUAAUGUAGCACGGACGUCGUGGGUGACCUUCACCUGACCUUCGACCCCAAACGUUUACGUUUACCUCCAAACCCAGAGACACUGGAGACUGUGUAAACCUGCGUGUCUUUACAGCUAAUUAAGCCCUUUAAUUGAACAUCUGGAGCGAUCGCAGAUGUAUUUCAACGAGUUUCGGCUUCUUUUUAAAAAAUGUUUAGAUGUGUCGUCACUUUAAAAAAAAAAAAUUUAACACUU
Messenger RNA from Pseudoliparis swirei, 3109 nucleotides. It is a transcript of the gene pde4cb, whose product is annotated as phosphodiesterase 4C, cAMP-specific b. Gene Ontology annotation, molecular function: 3',5'-cyclic-AMP phosphodiesterase activity. NCBI's taxonomy places the organism in Eukaryota, Metazoa, Chordata, Actinopteri, Perciformes, Liparidae. The transcript is spliced from 17 exons. Gene Ontology annotation, biological process: signal transduction. The record is from RefSeq and is a predicted model, not a curated record. The coding region runs from base 130 to 2427 and encodes 765 amino acids. Gene Ontology annotation, cellular component: nucleus; cytosol; perinuclear region of cytoplasm.